Messenger RNA from Sycon ciliatum, 1740 nucleotides. RefSeq names its product alanyl-tRNA editing protein Aarsd1-like. Gene Ontology annotation, biological process: regulation of translational fidelity; tRNA aminoacylation. Gene Ontology annotation, molecular function: Ser-tRNA(Ala) deacylase activity; ATP binding; aminoacyl-tRNA ligase activity. The coding region runs from base 147 to 1325 and encodes 392 amino acids. The transcript has 13 exons. The record is from RefSeq and is a predicted model, not a curated record. Lineage: Eukaryota; Metazoa; Porifera; Calcarea; Leucosolenida; Sycettidae.
GUCUUGCAGCUUGGCUAGACUGCAUAGACACAAUUACUUAGCACAAACAGCCUCUACUCUAGGCUCUGCUGAUCUGCCCUUAUAAUAAAAGUAUUAGACGUAACACAUUUUCAAUUACUUUUCUCGUUCACCGGUACUCCACCACAAUGUUUGCUUGUCAAAGAGAUUCCUAUGCGAGGUCUUUCAAAUCCACUGUGAAGUCCUGUGAGCCCGUGAAAUUCGAGAGUGCAGAUGCAUUUGAAGUCAUCCUUGAGGACACGGUACUGUUUCCUGAGGGUGGUGGACAGCCGGACGACAGAGGAACAGUGGGAGGUGUGCCAGUGAAACGUGUCGUGCGACGUGGCAGCAAUGCUGUACACAUUGUACAGGAAAAGCUGGAUGUGGGUGCCGAGGUCGAGACCGUCGUCGAUUGGAAGCGCCGCUUUGAUAACAUGCAGCAGCACUCUGGCCAGCAUCUUAUAACUGCACUGGCCAUCAACAAAUGGAACUACAAGACAACAUCCUGGAACUUGGGCGAGGCGAAGUCUUUCCUAGAACUGGAUUGCAAGUCACUUCCAACGGAGCAAAUUGAUGAGCUGGAAUGCAUGGUGAACAACGCAAUUUUAGAAUGUCGUCCCAUGACGCCUCGCCUUGUGGAGUCAGGGUCAGAUGAACUGAAUGAGAUUCGCUCCAGAGGCCUGCCAGCUGAUCAUGUUGGUCCAGUACGUGUUGUGGAAAUUCAAGGUAUUGAUUCUAACAUGUGUUGUGGUACUCAUGUCUCCAAUAUCAGUCACUUGCAGGCCAUUAAGCUGCUACACACUGAGAGCAAGCGCGGCCACACGCUGCUGUAUUACGUUGCUGGCCAGCGUGCCCUUGCACUACUACAGCGCUGUGUGGACACAGAGCGGCAGCUCACUCGCUUGCUCAGCUGCGGUCCCGAGGAGCAUCCACAGUUUGUUGAUCGCCUCCUGAAGACACAGAAGACGACGACCAAGGUACUACGUAAUCAACUUGUAGAAAUUGCUGAACUGCUGGUGGCCAAGCAUCUAGCAGAGAAACCUCCCAAGCCUGUCUUGUCUAUUCACCGGGAAGAAGGUGACAUGUCAUUUAUGAAUGCGUUGGCGUCAGGACUCGAAGGCCAGGAUGUGGUACUGUUUGUGACAUGCGGCCCGGACAAGGGUCCAGGACCAUUCUUAGUGGCUGGCCCUGCUGACAAGGUGUCAUCACUUGGACCCAAGAUAGCGAAGGUUCUGGACGGCAAGGGUGGGGGACGUGGUGCACGCUAUCAAGGCAAAGCAAACUCUUUUGCCAAGAGAGCCGAUGCAGAGGCCUUGCUUCAAGAAUAGGUGCUUUGUAGGGAUUGAGACGAACAAAUACAACUAUUCUUAUAAAACUGCUUUGCAAAACUUGCUCUAAAUUCAUUAUUAUUCUCGUCAUUUUUCAGGAGAUGGCGCACAGGUUUGCUGAAUACUGCAAUAGUGAUAUCAGCUGGCCUGAUUCCCCUAGUUCUUCAGCUUUAGUAGAUUUUUUUCCUUCUUCCACCAGCCAAUGCAUGGUUGCACUGCUGUGCUAUGCACACAAACUGUGUAGUAAGCUGGGCGUGCUGGCCCCCGCUUUCUGCUUUCUAGCUGUUGACUUCUUUGUGCACUCAUUUAAUUUUUUUGACUACGCAUUGUACGGUAUUUAUUGCACUCCGUAUUGUGGGUGCUUCUAACGGCAUCCAUCGCAUUCUUUUAAAACUAGUGUAGUUCUUAGAACCAA